Arctia plantaginis is the source of this 498-nucleotide messenger RNA. The record is from the annotation of a GenBank genome assembly. NCBI's taxonomy places the organism in Eukaryota, Metazoa, Arthropoda, Insecta, Lepidoptera, Erebidae.
AUGUCGUACGACCCUUGGACAGUCUAUAAGGAUCGGAAUGACCCGUCGUCGAUCGACUACAACAAGCUAUCGAACAUGUUUCAAAAUGGACGUUCAGGGUACUCGGUCAGCGUCUCCACUUCCAGUACCACAACAAGUUAUUUCCCUGUGUUCCUGGUUGUGGGAUUGGUGGUGGGUUGUGGGGUCCUCUUCUGCCUCAUAGUCCUUUGUUGCAUAUGUUUUCGCCGUAAAACCCCCGGCAGGAUCCUUGUAGCGCCCCCCGCGGUGACGACUCAGACGACGGCGCCGUACCUCCAGGAGCAGACCAAUCCUUGCUACAACAUGCCUCCUGCCGGAGGAGCAGCUCUCUACCCCAUGGUGCCUACUUCAAGUCCGAGCACGUACGCGUCCGAACAAACCACGGCACAGUACAAGGCAGAAAUUGGCGCCUCAGGGUAUCCACCGGCCUACGAGACGGACCGAAUGCUGCACGUCGAUAGCAAGCCGCCCCUCCACUAA